GCUGACUGCUGUUGGCGGCGUCUACCUACCCGUCUUCCCCCGAACAUAACGCACCCUGAAAAUGAACGUAUAUCAGGUGCAUGAUCUGCACCUGGCCGCGAACAAGUCCAGAUGAGGAAUUUGUGCGGACCUCGGAUCAGCGACGAGCGGGUGUCUCGGCCGCAGAGACAUGGACAUGCGAGCUCGUAACAGCACAGUGACUCUUUUCGUGAUGGUUUCCUAAGGUAUUGCUCGGCUCUGAAGAUGUCAGACCACUCGGUACUUGCUGAGAAGUCUGAGAACGCUGAGAACGCUGAACACUCUGAGAACGUUGAGAAGGCUGAGCAGCACUCUGAGAACGCUGAGAAGGCUGAGCUGAACUCUGAGAAGACUGAGAACGCUGAGAACACUGAGAAGGCUGAGCAGCACUCUGAGAACGUCGAGAAGGCUGUGCUGCACUCUGAGAAGACUGAGAACGCUGAGAACGCUGAGCACUCUGAGAACGCUGAGCACUGUGAGAACGCCAAGAAGGCUGAGAUGCACUCUGAGAACAACGAGAAAAACGCUGAGCAGCACUCUGAGAACGCUGAGCAGCACUCUGAGACAGCUGAGGUGCACUCUGAGACCGCUGAGCUGCACUCUGAGACCACUGUGCUGCACUCUGAGACCGCUGUGCUGCACUCUGAGACCGCUGAGCAGCACUCUGAGACCGCUGAGCAGCACUCUGAGACCGCUGAGCAGCACUCUGAGAACGUUGAGCAGCACUCCGAGAACGCUAAGCACUUUGAGAACGACAAGAAGGCUGAGCAGCACUCUGAGAACAACGAGAAAAAAGCUGAGCAGCACUUUGAGAACGCUGAGCAUCCUCAGAGCAGCAGUGUGAACUUGGACCACGUGCAGAACGCUAGGCAUUCUGAGUGCUUGUACAAUGGCGGAGAGUCUGAGCACGCUGAGAAUGCUGAGCACUCUGAGGACGCUGAAUGCUCUCAGAACAGCGCUGCGCACAUCGGCCGUUCUCAGAACGCUCAACACUCUGACUACUCGAAGAAUUUCGGACAGUCUCGGCGCUCUGAGUACGCUGGCCGCUCUGAGAACGCUGAGCACGCUGAGAACGCUGAACACUCUCCGAGCCGCACUAUGCACUCCCGAUGCCCUCAGAAUACUGAGAAUGCUCAGUGUGCGAAGAAUGCCCGACAGUCUGAGCACCAUGAGAACCCUGAGCACGUUGGGGAUGCUGGGAACGCUGGAUGCCAUCAGCAGCCUGACGACAGCGGGGUCUCGUCGGGAUCCUCAUCGGGACCGGGGGACGUUGGAUGGUUGGGAUUGGUUUUAAAUGGGCUCGAGAUCGACAGCGACGAAUGUGAACCAGUUGGUAGAAACUCAGAGACUGUGGUGGAUGAGCUGGCGGAGGAGUUGGCGGUGCUUAAAGCGUCGGAUGUAGGUGAUCUGCAGUCGUGUGGGGUGGGGCCGAUGCAAGGUGGUCGGUCUCUCUUCAAUGGUGGAGCAAAUCUAGCCGUUGGAUAUCGAUUCAAAUGGUAUUCGAAAUGGGAACCUAUCUAUGUUUGUCAGCUACCUCAGAGAGGCUUGUCGUUCCAGCUAUGGCCGUCGGCUCAAGUGAUGUGCUAUUUCCUUGAGACGAUGAGCCAACUCGCAAACUGGUAUCCUUUGCCGGGGAAGAAUGUUGACAGUGCCAACAUAAACAUUGGGGACAAGAUUAUGGAUAAGGGUAAUGAUAAGAAGAUUACGGAUACGGUUACGGAUAAGAUUAAAGAUAAGGAGAUUGAGUUUGUCACUAAGCAAGUGCCUUGCCGCGGUGCGGGAAUCAGCCUUGUCGUGGGUAUGCAAACUCAGUCACUGGAGACCGAUGGCAGUGGGAAUUUGGCCAGUGAUGAUGACGCGGACUUUCCGGAUAAGGUUAAGGAUAAGGUUGUGGAUAAGGUUGUGGAUAAGGUUGAUUUUGUCUCUAAGCAAGUUCGUCUUCCCGGCCCAGGAAUCGGCCUCAGUUUAGAUACGCGAACUUCCUCGUCAGAGACCGAUGGAAUUGAGCAAUUGGCCAGUGAUGACGUGACACGCGGAGAGAAUAGCAAUCGGUCCAUUGAUGACGUGGUAGCUUGUGCAGCAACAGGAGUGGAAGCAAGAGAAGCACACGCAGCAGCAGCAAAAGCAAGAAGAAGAGGAAGAGGAGUAGAAGGAGGAGGAAGAGGAGGAGAAGGGGAGAGAAAUGACAAACGCGAGGGCAAUUUGAGAGGACUUCAUGUGCUUGAGAUCGGGUCAGGUACAGGGCUGGUCGGGAUAAUGGCCGCUCGCUUGGGCUGCAAGGUGACUGUCACUGAGUUGCCAGAAGUUUGUCAGAACCUUGUCCAGAAUGUACGGCUGAACGAGACCAAUCUCUUGCAAUCUGAUGGUUGUGUGGAUGUAAGGAGCUUGAGGUGGGGUGAGAUGGAAGACGUGGAAGCUUUUUGCAAUAACACGCGGCAGAGUACUUCCGGAUCAUUGCCCGUUGAUCUGAUCGUUGGAUCUGACGUCGUGUACUACGAGCAUUUGUUUGAGCCGUUGAUCUCAACGCUGAAGUGGUUGACUGACAAGAAGAGCAGUGCUCAUAUUGUAGCCGGCGAAGUUGGAGCACCAGAACGCAGAGGAGGAGGAGGAGGAGACGGUGAUGGUGUACGAGUAAGAGGAAGUGGUAGGGGAACUGCGGAAAGAGGAGGCUGCGAAGGGUCGAACGGCUAUGGUGUUGUAGUAGGGCAUGUAGGAUCAAUAGGAGGAGGGGAAGGAGGGGGAGGAGGAGGGGAAGGAGAGGGAGGAGGAGGAGCGGGAUGUGAGGGGUUAGUAGUAGGAGAAAGAGGCAGCGGAUCAGGAGGAACAGGAGGAGGAGGACAAAGAUCGGAUGGCUAUGGUGGUUUAGUGGGGCAUGAACGAUCAAUAGGAGGAGGAAGAGGAAGAGGAGGCGAAGGAGGAGGGCGAGGAGGAGGUGGGAGAGGAGUAGGAGAGGGAUGUGAGGGGUCAGGAGUAGGAGGAAGCGGCAACGGUUCAGCAGGAAGAGGAGGAGGAGGAGAAGGAUCGGAUGGCUAUGGUGUCAUAGUAGGUUGUGGACGAUCAAUAGGAGGAGCAGGGGGAGGUGGGAGCGGAGGAGGGAGAGGAGGAGUUGCAGGAUGUGACAUCUCCGUCAGAGAUUCACAAUUAGGCCGUGGAGGAGGAGGACGGCGAGGAGCUAUGGAGGGAAAAGGAGAUGGAGAAGGAAGUGAUAGCUAUGGCGGAAUGGACCGUGCCGGGUUGAUUUUAUACGAGUCUUUGCGCUCAGGUUGCCCACCGGUCUUGAUCGCUCACAUGCGACGAUGGAAGAAGGAUGGCAAGUUCUUCCGAAUGGCCUCUAAGUAUUUCGAUGUCGAUCUCAUUUACAAGCAUCCUCCUCCGGACGGUGCUCGCAAAGGGGUUGAGAUCUAUUGCCUCUCUCGCCGCAAGCAAGGACAUGGCGAUCUGAGAAAGCAGCAGCCGUAGCUGAGCUUCUUCCAGCCAUAACUGAGCUUCUUCUAGCCAUAACUGAGCUCCUUCUAGCCAUAACUGAGCUCCUUCUAGCCAUAGCU
Chara braunii is the source of this 3563-nucleotide messenger RNA. Lineage: Eukaryota; Viridiplantae; Streptophyta; Charophyceae; Charales; Characeae. The record is from the annotation of a GenBank genome assembly.